AAUAUUUUGAUUCGAGAUUUUAGAGAAAAGUGUGAGUUAUAAUAUUAGGAAGUAGGAGUUAAGAUAAUACGCGAGAAUUGAAGAGUUUAUAUGCUUUCCUGACCCAAGCUUUAAUAUGUCACGAUCGAGAUUUUUCAAAACAGGAGUAGAAUAUCUACGAAUUUUAACCCGGGAAAGUAAGACCUUUGAUUCUGUAGGAAAAAAGCUUGAGAUGGAGACAUUCACAAAGGGUCAAUGCAUAUGUCGUAUGGUUGUAGGCCAAGAAGACACAAACAAGUAUGGAACCCUUCAUGGAGGACUGACUGCUAGUCUAAUUGAUAUUGUUACUACAAUGGCAAUAAUAGGUGCGACUGGAAAACCAGGUGUCAGCACAGAUAUUGGAGUAAGUUACUUAAGUGCAGCAAAAGUUGGUCAGGAGAUAAUGGUAGAUGCAAAGUGUACAAAAAUUGGUAAAAGUCUUGUGUUUACAACUGCGGACAUAACUUUGGCAGAUGGUUCACCAGUAGCUCAAGGAAAACAUACAAAAUACUUUAUACCAGGAAUGCCAGUAAUAUUCCCUACUGAUCUACUUGAGGAUGAAAGCUGAAGAAAUAGUACUAUUUGUUUCACAGAUUAAGUUCAUCCAUCUAUCCAACUAGAUAAAAUUAACAGAAUUCUGUAGUCUAGCAGCUCAUUGUGACCUUUGUGAUUGGCUGGCAAGAACAAUAGGCUCUUGCUUAUGCAUCAAUCUUUAGUUUCACUGUGUUGAGCCAAACAGUAUACUUUUGAAUCUUUUGUCACCUACUUGAUUGCAAUGAAUUGUUGAAUUAGUUCAGGAGAAAACAAGAGAAGUUCACAUGCUUUUCCCAAACAUAUCCUACAAUGCAUUGCAUUAUAUACAGUGUAUGUUGUAAGAGCUUCAGAGGUCUAUUACCAGUGAAUCAGUGUAAGACUUUAUGGCUAACUUUACCUGGAAAUUCAGACACCUCUCAUCCCCCAUGAAAUUAAAGACUCUCUCCCUUCUGGGAGUUUGAUUUUAACUGGGGAUGAUUACUAUAAUAGUUCUAUUUUCUUGGACAACGUUUUUGCAAUUAAUUGAAAAUAGACAAACAUAAAAGUACUAAAUAUAUCUCAAUGCGGUUAACUGAAAUGUAAAAAAGUAACAAAAUACCACAAGUAGUACCAUCUUAUCUCUGAAAGCACACUUAAUAUUAUAGAGYCUAUAGAAAAGAAGGCAUUGGAUGUAGACGUCAAUAUAUAACCAGUACAUUUGCCUCAAAGAAGGCACUGGCCACAAAAAUAGUAAAAAAGAGAGCAAAUAAAGAAGAUAAAAAUGC
Molecule: messenger RNA, 1316 nt
Organism: Exaiptasia diaphana
Lineage: Eukaryota; Metazoa; Cnidaria; Anthozoa; Actiniaria; Aiptasiidae
Product: acyl-coenzyme A thioesterase 13
Exons: 3
Coding region: 116-586 (156 amino acids)
Molecular function (GO): fatty acyl-CoA hydrolase activity
Source: RefSeq, a predicted model, not a curated record